Molecule: messenger RNA, 1002 nt
Organism: Prorocentrum cordatum
Lineage: Eukaryota; Dinophyceae; Prorocentrales; Prorocentraceae
Source: the annotation of a GenBank genome assembly
AGCCUCGGCCCGAGCCGGCCCCACGAGAGAUGGACCUGGCGGUCGGCGUGGCGGGCGAGGGCCGUGCGGCGCGGCCGCUGCCGCCCCCGCCCCGCCGCCUGGUGUCGGGGCAGCGGGACGGCCCGGCCGCCUCCUCGGAAGGCCCGGCCAGGGCGCGGGCGUCGCACGAGAGCUCCCGCAGCGCUCCGGGCGUCGUCGUGGCCUCCGGGCCCCUGGCUGGAGGGGCAGCGCCUGGGGAGCCGCCGGAGGUGGCGCGCUUCAUCGAGCAGGUCUGGCACUGCCUGCCUGGGGACGGGGCGGGCGGCCCGAGCGAGGCGUCGCUCCUGCAGCUCUACCGCGGAGUGCGCGACGCGGUGGACGAGGCCCGCGCACCUGGCGCCGCUGCCGCAGCCCGGCGGCACCGAGCGCUCUGCCUGAAGUACGGCGCGAGCCGCCUGCAGGCCGUGGCCCGGCGGCAGGUGCGGGCGGCGUUCGGGGAGCUGGGCGCCCGGGCCCAGAGGCAGGGGCCCCGGGGCGAGGACGGGCCGAGCGACCUCAUCACCCAGCUGAUCUGCUGCCAGGCGCAGGCCGCGGAGAAGCUGCAGCUGCAGCAGAUCAUGGUGCCGUGGAGCAUGCGGAUCGGCUGGCUCCUCGCGAGGGCGCACCGCCGCACGCUGGGAGGCAGCCUGGCGAGGUGGCAGGCCGCCGCUGCGCCGCCGACGGGCCCCGGGCGCUGCGAGGACCACCCGGGCGGCGAGGCGCGGCGGUCGCCGACGCCGGGCCGUGCGCCGCACCCGGGCCACGGAGCGCCCCCGCCCGCCGCGCGCCCGCUCGGGCCGCCGGCGCACGCCGCGAGGCUGGACGAGGCCUCGCCCAGCGGCGCCGGGCGCGGGGACAGCAGGAUCCAGGGCUCGCCGGCCGGGCUCCCCCAGGGCGAGGUGGCCCGCCGCGCCGCGCAUCUCAACCGCGCGGCCGUCAGCGGAGCGCCACCGCCUGCGCGUAUGAGGGAGUGAUGCGCGCGGG